Exophiala viscosa is the source of this 1749-nucleotide messenger RNA. RefSeq lists its product as uncharacterized. Lineage: Eukaryota; Fungi; Ascomycota; Eurotiomycetes; Chaetothyriales; Herpotrichiellaceae. Bases 328 to 1497 code for a protein of 389 amino acids. The record is from RefSeq and is a predicted model, not a curated record. The transcript has 3 exons.
CCCUUGUCCACCUGGCUAGAAUCUUGGGCAUUUACGAUGGAGAUUUAGCCGCCGGAAUCUCAGGCGCUUGUUGGACCACCACGAAGUUUUCGAUUCGCCCACGAAACCGCUAAGGCAGACUCAUGGCUGUGUCUGAACCACGGUCACCCUCGAUCUCGGAGCAUUUUUCACAUGCCUGUCAACGCCAUCGUAGCUCCUACAGCAUGCAAGUUUGAGUUUGGGGUAUGGCUCAGCGAGGUGAAGGUAUCAAUUGUCCAAACAGCAUUUUCAACGACACAAAGGCCACGGGCAAACAUCGAGGGCUUGAUAUUUUAUCACUGAUCGAGUAUGCUUUGGUGUAUGCCCAGCAGUGAAGUUAACCGUCCUUCUCUUCAAACGUCCAAGGUCUCCGCCCAGAGCCUGAGGAGGUCAGCAAAGACUGGUAGCAGUCCGUCAAUAGUUCGGCUGCACGAAUCGCAUAAUCCAUACCCCAGUGCUUGCAACGGUCCGCCAGCCGACCCCUGGAGGAAACAAGGAUUGCAAGCUACCUUCAAAGGGCACGUACAAAUGGCCUCUCCAAGUAGCCAGGUACCGUCUGGAAGAUCGAACUCCCAAUCUCGCAGGGUCCAGAAGUCACCGAAUCCGUCAAAGAAAGACAAAGUGCGACAGGGAAGGUUGAUACGUUGUUGGACUGAUGCAGAGGAGUUGUUCCUGAUUCGAAGUCGGAACCACAAGCUACCCUACAAAGAGAUCGCGAAUCGGUUGGAAAAGUCGGAGCUUGCAUGCCGUCUCCAUCACCACCACAUGACAGUGGGUCGGAAAGGACAUCGAGUCGAAGACCUUGACGAGGAUGAGGACGACUCGGACGUUAUCAGCAGGAGUCCGUCAACACCCCCGACGCAGUUCGAAGCAGGUCCGUCAACGCAAGGAUCGCCUCGCCCCGGCGUCGGUGAAAGACGCAGUUUGCCGGUGCGAAAUGCAGGGCAAUCCUGCACACUGCCAAACUUCCAAAGCUUUAUACGGGAUACUUUCCACCAUCGAAGUAUUUCGUCACCAGAUCUGACUACGAAUAUGGUCCUUAGCUCUCCAGACCCGCACGGUGGAAAGGUGCCAGAUCUCAGCCGCGGCGCGAGAACAUUGUCAGGCACUUUUGUCAAAGAGAAUAAGACUGCUCGUGCGACGCAUGCUCCGCAAAGGGCGACAGUUCACCUGCCACUGCCACCAUCACAGACCAACAGUUAUCCUUUUAACGACCAGGCCAAUGAUUUGUGGGACUUCCAGUCGGGAAGGGCAGCUGGUCCCAGAUUCGCAAUCACCACAUCGCCAGGUGCUUGGACAGGAGACAGUGUGCGCUUCACAGCACUACCAGACCCGUAUAUAGCACCAACCUUGCAUGCGUCAUAUCCACCAAGCCGCGAAUAUGGCACCCUGGACUAUCGAGACCGCAGAUCCGAGCCUUAUCAUCAGCAUUUUAUCUCAAAAGAAGAAAAGAGCAGGAGUACCAAAAGGAAUCACUGACAUGGCCUCCCAGGCCUUGCGCUUGGCGACCUGGCCACGACAUGGACGUCACAACUAAAGAGACAGCAGUCUUACGAGGCACUGGUCUAGGAGACUUGCUGGUGAUCAUGGAAUUUCUUAUACGUUAACGACUAUAACCCAACCGACUUGGGCGUGGUUGUCUCAUCAAGAGCGACCAUGCUCUCCCGAUAAUCUGUGUCAAUCACCCGUGGCAUUUGUUCCCAGCAUGAUGCUGUUGCAUUGUGGUUGACA